Messenger RNA from Baudoinia panamericana UAMH 10762, 1810 nucleotides. RefSeq lists its product as uncharacterized. The transcript has a single exon. Lineage: Eukaryota; Fungi; Ascomycota; Dothideomycetes; Mycosphaerellales; Teratosphaeriaceae. Bases 92 to 1660 code for a protein of 522 amino acids. Gene Ontology annotation, molecular function: heme binding; monooxygenase activity; iron ion binding. The record is from RefSeq and is a predicted model, not a curated record.
UAGCUCGUAGACUUCGGUGCUACUAGUCGGGGUGAUUGACUCCUUGCUGUGAGUAAAGGUGAGCUUAUGUUGCGCUUCACAGCACCCUACCAUGUUCUCUACCUCCUUUAUUGCCCUUCUCCUUCGCAGCAUAAUCCUCCUACUGGUUGUGUACCAAGUGACAUGGACUUACGCAAGGGUUCGUGACGUUCCCGGACCACUACUCGCCAAGUUUACGAACCUCUGGCGACUCAUCGUCGUCUGGCGGCGAGAUUCUCAUGACGUCUACGUGAAGCUCCACGAGAAGUACGGUGACCUAGUCCGCCUCGGACCGAACUGCGUCAGUAUUUGCAAGCCGGACGUGAUCCAGAGCAUUUACGGCAUCCAGAAGGGCUUCGUCAAGUCCGAUUUUUAUGCAGUCUGGCAGAACGUUAUCAAUGGGAAACGGACUCCUUCUCUAGUGUUUACGACCGAUGAGGCACAGCAUGCGGCUAUGAAGCGGCCAAUUGCGCCAGCCUUCUCAUUAUCAACGCUCGUUGAGUUUGAGCCGCUGAUCGACUCCACGACUGCCGUCUUCCUGUCAAGGUUGGACGAAUUGUAUGCAUCCACAGCAUCUGUCUGUGAUCUGGGAAAGUGGCUGCAGUACUAUGCCUUUGAUGUGAUUGGCGAACUAACUUUCUCCAAGCGACUCGGCUUUCUCGAGUCGGGCACAGACGUUGAGAACAUUGUGUCGUCUGUGGCAGCGAACUUCGACCGAUGUUCCGUUUUGGGACAAAUGCCGUGGCUCGACUACCUGACGUACAAAAACCCUAUCUACCUGCGCUUCUUCGCUAAACCAGUAUCGUCUCCCGUCAUCAGCUUCGGGCAACGGCGCUUACAGGAAAGACUGAAAGGCGGAGAUGACGACGAGUCUGGAGACGGCCCUACAUUCCGAGAUCCUGCCCUGAGGGCGAAGGUGCUGCAUGGCACGACCCCAAACAAGCCUGACUUCCUUUCGCGCUAUCUGGUGUUACAGAAAGAGCAACCUGACCUUGUUACCGAUCGACAACUGUUAACAUACCUCUUCAUCAACAUCAAUGCCGGCAGUGACACCAUAGGCUCGACUCUACGCGCGGUCUUCUACUACCUGCUCAAGAACCCAUCGUCAAUGACCGAACUUCAAGUCGAACUGAAAGACGCACGACAUGCUGGGAAGCUAUCUGCACCGUUGGGCACGUGGACAGAAUGUCAAGCUCUACCAUACCUAGGCGCAGUGAUCAAAGAAGCGAUCCGACUGAAUCCCGCCCUGGCUCUCCCGCUCGAACGAGUCGUGCCCGCCGCAGGUCUCCAAAUCGGUGACGUGCAUCUGCUCCCCGGUACCAUUGUCGGCAUCAAUCCAUGGGUCUUGCAGCGUGACAAGCGUAUAUUCGGCGACGACGCUGCGGAUUGGCAGCCGCGUAGAUGGCUCCACCCGAACACAGAGAAGGUGAAGUACAUGGAUCAGCACAUACUAUCUUUCGGUGCUGGCAAGCGCACAUGCUUAGGGAGACACAUUGCCAUGCUCGAGCUUACCAAGCUUGUCCCAGCGUUGGUCAUGCGGUAUGACAUGAGGUUGGCGGAGCCGGACAAGGAUUGGCGCGUGCACAAUUCGUGGGCGGUCAGGCAAGAGGGUUUGAACGUUAUCCUUAAACGUCGCGAGUAGCUUUGCUUAAUUGUUUAAGCAGAGGACAAACAUCCACUUACUCUGAGAUGGUGGCAGUGACGUCUGUGGUCCCAACCCGAUUGGCUACUCAUAAGCUAGACGAUAUCUGUUGAUAGGCUACCCUCUUGGAAUGCUGUACGUGACCUGGAC